Closterium sp. Naga37s-1 is the source of this 957-nucleotide messenger RNA. NCBI's taxonomy places the organism in Eukaryota, Viridiplantae, Streptophyta, Zygnematophyceae, Desmidiales, Closteriaceae. The record is from the annotation of a GenBank genome assembly.
AUGCGAGCUACACCUGAACCGCAAAUCGAGGAGGACGAGUGGUGGCUGAGAGACUACGCGGAUGAAGUGGUGGAAGAGUGGCGUGCAGGAGAUGGUGAAGAAGGUGAUGCAGAAGCUGGAGAUGGCCGUGCUGGAGGUGGUGACGCGGACAUGACGACAGCUACGACCGUUGAACCAACUGCUGUUGCAGCUGAUGAAGACGCGGGAGAGGAUGGUGAUGCCGCUGCCGACGAGGGUGACGAUGACGACCCGUGGAGGUUGGAUGAAGAUGACGUCCCGCUUUAUCGUCGGCAUGUGAAGCACCAAGUUGACGUUGCCGCACGCAAAGAGACACGUCGUUUCACGGUGGCGGAGAAGGGCAAGCAGAAGGUUGAUGAAGGUCCCUCAAGGAGAGUGAAGACUGCGCCUGCGCCAACGAAGAAGAAGGCAUUAAAGAAGAAGGCACCAGUUGCUGCACCAUCUGAACCAGCCGAGUGUUCAGAUGAUGACUACGCUGUAGCUGCUGGUCCGAUUCCAAAAUACGCUAAGAAGAAAAAACCGAAGGACCUUACUGUUAGAAGUGUGGUGGUGCAAGCCCAAGAGAAUGGGUGGAUGGAUGAGGAUGCGGUGUGUCAGUGGCUCAGAGGGGAGAUCCUCCUUUACCUCAACUCUAUCAAAGCCCUCGACGGCAAGGAGAAUCACCUCGUCAUCGCCCAUCUGCGUGCAAGGAGCACGUCAGAUGUGUCUGAGGACAUGACGCUGGCAGGAACAAGCGGAGACAACACCUACUUUGUGGGCAGAGCCCCUGAAGGAGAAGGGAGGGAGGGGGAGGAGGAGGAGGAUGAGGAGGGUGUGGAGGAGUUGGUUGGAAGUGCAGCUCCUGUGGAGGAAGACCCCUUCCCCAAUACGGUGCGAUACCGUGGGGCAGAAGCAUUGGCAGACAAGCUUGUGGAUCCAUGCUCUGUGUGCAGGACCUGA